Messenger RNA from Nicotiana tabacum (common tobacco), 840 nucleotides. RefSeq lists its product as uncharacterized. The record is from RefSeq and is a predicted model, not a curated record. Lineage: Eukaryota; Viridiplantae; Streptophyta; Magnoliopsida; Solanales; Solanaceae.
AUGAGGUCCGAUACGAGCACCAGGAAAUUCGAAGCCCUCUGCGAAUUCCACCAGGAAUGCGUACACAAAACAGAAGAUUGCAUCUCCUUAAGGAAAGACGUAGCGAACAUGCUACAACAAAGGCACCUCAAAGAAUUGCUCAGUGACAAAGGCAGUAACACCACAGAAAGGGUUCGAGAACGUCAAGGCUUGCCAAAGCCACCUUCACUAGCUCGUGCCAUCAAUAUGAUUAUUGGUGACAACGAUGACGCCUCUAUCAACGGCAUCAAGUUCACCGCCACCCACAAGAUAAAAAGAUCAAUCACCCAUGAACGGUAUGACAGACUCGAAGAAAGCAUCAUCUUCGACGAGUCAUAUACCGAUGAUUUGACUUUUCCUCACGAUGAUGCCCUUGUAAUUACUUUACGAAUUUUAUAUAUUGAUGUUAAACGAAUCAUGGUAGAUGAAGAAAGUGGAACGUGCAUCAUCCAUCCCCGAGUCCUUGCUCAGAUGAGACUCGAGGAUAGGAUAGUGCCACGUUGCAUCACACUAACCUAUUUUAACAAUGCAGUUGAACACAAUUGGGGAGAAAUUACACUCUCUGUUCUCGCCAGUGGGGUGACUCUAGAGACAAAGUUCCACAUCAUGGACCAGGACACCGCGUACAACGUCAUCGUGGAACUACCAUGGAUAUAUCCUAUGACAGUCGUCCCUCCCAGCUUAUACCAAGUGAUCAAAUUCCCAACACCUUGGGGAAUAUUCAGCAUACGAGGGGAACAAUGCACGUCCCAGAAAUGCUAUCGAAUCUCCAUGGACAGCACGACAACUCAACAAAAGAAAGAUAAGGAAAAAGAAGCAUAA